AUGACAGAUACUUCAAAUCCCACUGAACCUGAUAUAAAUGAAUUACAAAAGGAAAUAAUUAAAUUUAUCGAAUAUUUUGCUCAAAUUAGUAGGAUUAGAGUCAAGGAUAAUAAAUUUAUUCAGGAGAAAAUUAAACAAAUUUCUAUACAAAGAGUGAAAUUUCGAAAAUUUGCUGAAGAGUCUAUAUCUCAAGGUCUAAAAAUGUGCAAUCAUGCUGAAGAUUUAAUUGUGUUUGCCGAAUGUUGUAAAGAUGAUGGCAUUAGUAAGGAGGACCUGACGGAAUCCUUAAGAUUACUAUUAAACGAUUCUAAGUUGUAUAAAUCAGAAGCUACAUUAUUAAGGAAACAAAUUGAAAAUAUUAAAAAUUCUUUAGGUAGAAUUGCUAAAGAAAUUUCAGAAUAUAAUGACGAAAUUACCAAAGAACAAAAAGAUUUAUCAGAUAGAAUUGAUACGGAAAAUAAAAAAACAGAUGAUGCAAAAUCAAGUGCAAAACGUAGUAAAGUAGUAGCCGGACUUGGUUUGACUGCUGCAGUUGCGUCAUUGCCGUUCACAGGGGGAGUCUCUUUAGUUGUCUUUGGGCUUGGUACCUUUGCUUAUAGUGGAGGGUAA
Rhizophagus irregularis DAOM 181602=DAOM 197198 is the source of this 609-nucleotide messenger RNA. The record is from RefSeq and is a predicted model, not a curated record. NCBI's taxonomy places the organism in Eukaryota, Fungi, Glomeromycota, Glomeromycetes, Glomerales, Glomeraceae.